Molecule: messenger RNA, 909 nt
Organism: Caenorhabditis briggsae
Lineage: Eukaryota; Metazoa; Nematoda; Chromadorea; Rhabditida; Rhabditidae
Exons: 3
Coding region: 1-909 (302 amino acids)
Source: RefSeq, a predicted model, not a curated record
AUGCCUCUUAUCAUAGUGACCGGUCAUCCCGCAUCUGGAAAAUCUACAAUCGUCGAUCGUCUGGCCCAAAAAUUCUCCGAAUCCCAAAAAGAGUGUCAAAUCAUUCGCGACGACGCCUACGGCAGUUUCUCGCGCAAAAACUACGAGUUCGCGAACAAAGAGAAGGAUCUGCGAUCGUGGAUUCGUUCAGAAGUUCAGCAGAAUUUGACAAAGAAUAAAGUUGUGAUUUGUGACGGUCUGAACUAUAUCAAAGGCUAUCGAUAUGAGCUGUUUUUGGCUGCCAAAAUGAGCAAAACGACGUAUUGUGUGAUUCAAGUCACGCCUUCUUCUGACACGUGUCACUGGUUGAAUGAGCAGAAGCCUGAAGGGGAGAGAUAUUCAAGGGAAAUCAUUGAUCAGCUGUUGAUGAGAUACGAGAAGCCAGAUACCAAAUUUCGAUGGGAGCAACCACUGUUUGAGGUCAAAAUUGGCAAGGCUGAGAAAGCCCUUCCCACUGAAAUUGACGAUGAUAUGAGUAUCGAUUUGGAAUACCCCGCGCCGAGAUUCGCCAACAUUUUUGACGACGAAAUUGUGGAAUGGAUUUGUAAUGGAACCCAGCUAACCGAAAAUCAAUCGACCCAAACUGUCCCGCUGGCUCCAACCAAUUUCCUUCACGAACUCGAUCGCUGCACACAGGACGUCGUCACCGUGCUUCUGAACGCUCAACGAACCGCCGUCCGCGGUCAGAAUCUCACGAUUCCCGGCGCUUCAGAAGGCUCGAAUCAAGUGAAAUUUUUGAAAUUGCGAACGCUUCCGGAGUUGAAUAGGCUACGUCAUCAAUUUGUGAAUAUGUCAAAGAAGGAUCCAAUGUCUGAUAAGGAAAAGAUAAUUAAUGGAUUUGUAGACUUUUUAAAUUGUAAUUUGAGAUGA